AUGGCUUCUCCAUCACCCUCGCGAUUGUCGGCUCCUCGAACUCCUGUAUCAAAGUCACUUGGUAACGGCAAUGCGCUAUCGCAAUUGCAAGCGACCCAAGUUCGAACACUCCGAGAUGCAUUCCAGAUCAUGGAUCAGGACUGCGAUGGUGUUGUGAACCGAGAAGACGUUACGGAUAUGCUUAACCAGCUAGGUCUUCCCUCUAGCCCAGCCGAUGUAUCCCAUUUCUUUCCUCCAUCAGCUCCUCAAACCAUCAGCCUAGCAGUGUUUCUGAACUCGCUUGCCGACGCACUCGCAGCUCUAUCGGAUAGUGCCGACCUGCUCUCCGCCUUUUCGGCUUUCGAUAACGACGACAGCGGUCAGGUGGACGUGGUUGAGCUACGUAAUGCUCUUCUCAACACAGAACCCGAGCCUGGCGAGAAGGCGUUGACUGCCAGUGAGAUUGAUAAGAUCAUGAAUGGAUUCACUGGGCGACGAGCCUUCAACCGCAACAUGAACGCCCACCUUGGAGCCAAGAGAGGCGAGGUGUUCAAGUACCAAGAGUUUGUCGGCUCCAUCAUGGGGUCUAACAAUGGUUCUGAUAAGAAUUCUAAUGAACACGAUGACUAA
Messenger RNA from Fusarium coffeatum, 609 nucleotides. RefSeq lists its product as uncharacterized. The coding region runs from base 1 to 609 and encodes 202 amino acids. Gene Ontology annotation, cellular component: cytoplasm; myosin II complex. Lineage: Eukaryota; Fungi; Ascomycota; Sordariomycetes; Hypocreales; Nectriaceae. Gene Ontology annotation, biological process: mitotic cytokinesis; actomyosin structure organization. The record is from RefSeq and is a predicted model, not a curated record. Gene Ontology annotation, molecular function: myosin heavy chain binding; cytoskeletal motor regulator activity; calcium ion binding. The transcript is spliced from 2 exons.